AUGACGACGCCCGUCGGUGAAAAGAAAUUGCGGGAGCUUUUUCGCGGCAAAGUCAUGCACUACGGCGUGCUCAAGGCUGACGCGACAGUGGCGCAACUUCUAGAGGACAUUCACGGAAAGCUGGGGAUACUAAAGAUUCUGAAGCAGCUGCAAGAGCAGUUCGCACGCGAGACAAACGAAGAUGUGCGAGCGAGCCUCGACCUCGUGCUGGGCAUCAAGUUCCGUUCCUACGGGAGCCUGAUCGACAGCAGUCAGCACUCCUCGGCUAUGACGGCAUUGGCCAAUCAUCUCCCAAUCACGAUCUUCGUCGUUCACACGCACAUCCAAGACUGGGAAAUGGGAAGUUACCCCAUCAUAGGCACUGUCUGGCAGUACUGGAAUGACGUCUCCGCCAAGUCGAACGAGCCAUCUCUCAAACUCACUGCCAAAGAAUUGAGCGUUGCCAGUAUCCCUACGCGGACCUACGUCAUGCCUUCCUUCACGCUGAUGGUUGCAGAGUUCGAACAGCAACAUAACUUGGACAAGAGCCUGAAUGCCACCUAUCUGGCAGGGAGAGAAUUCACUCAGCUUUGCAGCCGCAGAUCAAACGUCUCCAUAUUGAACGAGGGAAUCAUCAAACAAUCUGUCACUGAAUACAACCUAACUUACACUUACGAAGAUGAAGAAACCAUGACUAGAAAGGCAAGAGCUUUCUUCAAACUAUAUCACCAUCCGCGUCAAGGGUGGGCCGUGUUUGACACAGACUACGAUGACUACGACAACAGCUGUGGAGACGGCAGUUUCAACAGGCUAAAGACCUUCAAAGCAACACUAGACGAAUGGCCAUCGCACGUGACUGACAGUAAUAAAUUCUGACAAAUG
This is a messenger RNA of Dermacentor silvarum, 861 nucleotides long. RefSeq lists its product as uncharacterized. NCBI's taxonomy places the organism in Eukaryota, Metazoa, Arthropoda, Arachnida, Ixodida, Ixodidae. The record is from RefSeq and is a predicted model, not a curated record. The coding region runs from base 1 to 855 and encodes 284 amino acids. The transcript has 6 exons.